Molecule: messenger RNA, 717 nt
Organism: Microthlaspi erraticum
Lineage: Eukaryota; Viridiplantae; Streptophyta; Magnoliopsida; Brassicales; Brassicaceae
Source: the annotation of a GenBank genome assembly
AUGACUAUUGACAACCAAGUUGGACUUGAUGGGCAAAACAUGGUUGCUCCCAUUGAUGGAACCAUUGGAGGUAGUGCUCUUGGAAAUGGAAAUGGGUUAAGUGAGUCGACGCCCCAAUUUGGGAGUGGUCAGCCACUUACAAACCCUUCAAUGCCUGGCGCUGUAAGCGUAGGAUUGAUGCCAGAAAAGUUUGGUGGGAAUGGGUUCAAAACUUGGCAACAAAAGAUGCUUUUCUUUUUGACCAAUUUGAGCCUUGACAAGUAUCUGAAAGAUGAUGCACCCGUUGUCCCACCAGGGAACACUGAUUCAACCAUUAUGGAUCGGUGGACCCAGUCAGACUUUCUGUGCAAGGGCUGGAUUCUAAGCCGCUUGAUAGACCCAUUGUACAAUGUGUACUGUGAGGCGAAAACCUCCAAGCAACUUUGGUUGGCCUUGGAGAAGAAGUAUAAGUCCGAGGAUGCUGGCUGUCAGAAAUACGCUACGGCGAAAUUUCUCAACUUCAAAAUGGUGGAUUCAAAACCCAUCAUGGAACAAGUUGAAGCCUUGCAAUUGAUUACGCAUGAGAUAGCCGCUGAGGGUAUGUCGAUUUGUGAAAUUUUCACUGUCAAUUCCUUCAUUGAGAAGCUUCCUCCAGGGUGGAUGGACUUCAAAAACUAUCUCACUCACAAGCGUAAGGCAAUUACCCUCGAGGACUUAAUUGUCAAGCUGCGAGGUUGA